AAACACACUCACUCCCACACACAGGAACACGCAAAACUCACAAAAAACAGACACACGCACACGCAAAAAAAAUUUAGUUACCUAUAACCUGUUUUGUCUAACCGUAGCAGGUCAGACCUAUAAAGACAAAUCAAAACACUUAAGCAAAAAGAAAAGAAAAGAAAAAAAAGAAAACCACAGACUUCUCGAAAAGUCCCUCAGAUGGGACAGUUUCCAAAUUCCCCCGAAACACUAAACGAAAGAAAAAGGACAAAAUAAAAGGAAGAAAGAAAGAGAGAAGACGAAGAAAAAAAAGAAAACAAAAACAAAACAAAGCAAAAGAAAAAAACAACAACAACAAACAACGUAGCACCAAGAAGAGGGAAGGAUAGGCAGCCGACCGAUUUGAAAAAGGGAAACCAGCUCGAGGUUCAAUGGACCCCGGUAGAAUCUUCCAGAUCAUUACCAACAGCACGCUUCUGGCGACGCGUCUGCUGAGUGGGCCGGGAUCGGGUCCCCUGGAGUUCACACAUCCCCGCUACUGUGUCACACUGCCGGAGGACACGCAGGUAGCAGCCCUCGUUGCGAAUGUUACGGCUUUGCACAGCACAGGUGCGGGCGUGAGAUAUAGCAUCACCGGCGGCAACAGGGACGGACUCUUCACCAUUCAGAAGCAUAAUGGCCUCAUCACCCUCGCCGCCUCUCUGGAUUAUGAAACGCAUGCCCAUGUAGGUAGCGGGGAAGGUGGUCGCAUGUGUACGUAAGGACAUGUAUGCACAUCACAUGCGCAUGUGCACGAAAAGGUUUAGAUUCAUAUCCAAACUUCCACGCACGCAUGUAGACACACACACACACACACACACACACACACACACACACACACACACACACACACACACACACACACACAAAACACACACACACACACACACAAACACACGCGCGCGCGCGCAUUUAAUUUAUAUUGAAGAACGCGUUUCCUGCUUUAUUUACAGGAUUAUAUCCAUUGUCUUGAUCUUGAUAAAUAAAAGAAUCAUUUUUUUUUUUUAUACUUUACGUAAAUUCUCAAAAGUCUCUACAGGUAGGUGUAUUUGGAGUGUAACAACACCCACUCACUCUUUUCAAAUCCCAUUUGUAUGUUAUUCCUUACAACAACAAGAUUUCCAUUGAAGAAAAAAUAGGACGGAGGUGUUUCUAUUCGCAAACACAUUUUUACCCAAGUUUCCCCUUCAAGAUUCCAGACUUUGGAAGUGUUUUGAGUGAACAGAAAACGAGAUCCCGGAACCGACUGGCAUGCAUAGAAAUUUUCAUUGAUGAUGUUGAAUAAGUGCAAACCUGUCAAACAAAUGUCAAGGGAAAGAGAGA
Penaeus monodon (black tiger shrimp) is the source of this 1344-nucleotide messenger RNA. RefSeq names its product putative neural-cadherin 2. The transcript is spliced from 3 exons. Gene Ontology annotation, biological process: homophilic cell-cell adhesion. The coding region runs from base 414 to 743 and encodes 109 amino acids. Gene Ontology annotation, molecular function: calcium ion binding. Lineage: Eukaryota; Metazoa; Arthropoda; Malacostraca; Decapoda; Penaeidae. Gene Ontology annotation, cellular component: membrane. The record is from RefSeq and is a predicted model, not a curated record.